CUCUUCCACCACACUCUGCCCUCCACCAUCCACCCGCUUCCAAGUUUUUCAUCUAGUUUCCACUUGCAAUGGCUCUGAAGCGCAUUAACAAGGAAUUGAUUGACCUCGGACGUGACCCGCCCUCCUCAUGCAGCGCUGGUCCGUCAGCAGACAACAUGUUCAACUGGCAAGCAACUAUCAUGGGUCCGGGUGAUUCGCCAUAUGCGGGCGGAGUAUUCUUCCUUUCCAUCGUCUUCCCUACCGACUACCCCUUUAAGCCACCCAAGGUCUCGUUCACGACCAAGAUCUACCAUCCGAACAUCAACGCAAACGGAUCGAUCUGUCUUGACAUCCUGCGUGAUCAGUGGUCUCCGGCACUGACGAUCUCCAAAGUGCUCCUGUCGAUCUGCUCGAUGCUGACAGAUCCCAACCCGGAUGACCCGCUUGUCCCUGAUAUUGCACACUUGUAUAAGACUGACCGGGCACGGUACGAGGCGACAGCUAGAGAAUGGACACGAAAGUACGCGAUGUGAUAGGACUUAGCAGCAUUUGAUGACGCUUGUACAGCUAUUUUUUGGGAGUGUAGUUUUUCCUCCACGCUGCUUUGUUAUUUUGAACCAUUUGAAGCAUAUUUG
Molecule: messenger RNA, 614 nt
Organism: Fomitiporia mediterranea MF3/22
Lineage: Eukaryota; Fungi; Basidiomycota; Agaricomycetes; Hymenochaetales; Hymenochaetaceae
Product: ubiquitin-conjugating enzyme E2
Exons: 6
Coding region: 69-512 (147 amino acids)
Biological process (GO): ubiquitin-dependent protein catabolic process; protein polyubiquitination
Cellular component (GO): nucleus
Molecular function (GO): ubiquitin conjugating enzyme activity
Source: RefSeq, a predicted model, not a curated record